UAUCGUUACUCGGACAGUAAUGGUUGAAGGGAAAGAGACGGUUGUAAAUGAAAAAGUAUUCAGUGGAGGAAUUUACAUUGUUUCUGCUGGUCUGAGUUUAUUUCGGCUUGAAAACUCCCUCGUGCACAGUGAGGAUUUAAUACUGAAAUACGUUACAACAACUGAAGGUCUACGUCUCUUCGUUGUGUCUUCGAAGAAAGAUUGA
Messenger RNA from Meloidogyne enterolobii, 205 nucleotides. NCBI's taxonomy places the organism in Eukaryota, Metazoa, Nematoda, Chromadorea, Rhabditida, Meloidogynidae. The record is from the annotation of a GenBank genome assembly.